This is a messenger RNA of Triticum urartu, 4401 nucleotides long. RefSeq lists its product as uncharacterized. NCBI's taxonomy places the organism in Eukaryota, Viridiplantae, Streptophyta, Magnoliopsida, Poales, Poaceae. Gene Ontology annotation, biological process: protein phosphorylation. The record is from RefSeq and is a predicted model, not a curated record. Gene Ontology annotation, molecular function: protein kinase activity; protein binding; ATP binding.
GCUGAGGGUACCAGGCGUAUAGUUACUUCAUAGCAGGCAGGCCCACUUUUCUUCUUCACCAGCGUCAAGUGAAGACGGCGGUGGUAGCGCUAGCAAUUGAAGCCAGUGGAACAGCUCAAAACUGCCCAUGUAUGUAAACAUAUACACUUAAACAUACCCGGGGUCAACUUCUAAGCACAUUUCUGUGAUGUCGCUGGACAUCACAGACUACAUGUAGCUUCGCCACUGUCAAGACGGCAGAACAGUGGACACAAGGAAAGUACCCAGCCGCCGAGCCACAUCGCCUCAAUUCUGCCGCUUGCGGUGUACCGUUUAAUCGAGUCAGAAAAGUACUCCCUCCGUCCGAAAAAGCUUGUCCAUCAAAUGGAUGUAUCUAGCACCAAGUUAGUGCUAGAUACAUCCAUUUAAGAAACAAGCUUGGGACAAGCUUUCUGAGACAGAGGGAGUAGUGCCGUCUGCAAUGGUGUUCCUCCGAACCUGGGUGAGCAGCGUCAUGUCCCUCUCUUCUCCGGCGGCGAUGGUCUUCUUUGCACCAGGUCCUCUAGGGGUGUGUUUGUGUUAUGGCACCUUCUUUCUGGUUUCCUUUUCUGGGUGCGUACAUGUUUGGGUUCUGUAACUUUGACUUUGAAAGAACAGGUGUCAUAAUCUAUGUCAAGAAAAGAAAAGAGAAAUGUAUCAGAGAGCGGGUCAAAUCUUAUCAUGAAGAUUAAUAAAGGAACGAGAGGGACAGAAAGGAGGGGUGGUUAAUCAGUCAUACUCCCUGCAGGGAACGAGGCAGCGGCAAUAUUUGGUGCAAUGAUUUAAGGUGAACCCUCCAGCAGACGCAGAAGCAGAAUCAAUUCCUAUCCUCGCCAUGGCGCCCUUGGCUUCCAAAAUACUUGCCUCUCUCACCAUACUGAUGAUGUGCACCACCGCACUCGUCUCAGCCGCUGGAGCGCUGCCAUCACUUGAACAACAAGCAGGGGCACUUCUUGCCUGGAAAGCCAGCCUCAGUCAGCAAAGCCAAGACGCCCUGCGAUCCUGGGAAAACAUCUCAGCACCUUGCCGUUGGCAAGGCAUCCGGUGUGGUGGGUGCUGGCCGGUGAUUGCCGCCAUCUCCCUGCCGGGGAUGCGGCUGAGAGGGACACUUGAGUCUCUUGACUUCUCGGCUUUGAGGACCUUGGUGGCCCUUGAGCUCUCGCACAACGAGCUUGCCGGGAGCAUCCCUGUGAAUAUUAAGCUCCUCAAAGAACUUCGUGCUCUCCUCCUGCAUGACAAUCAGAUAAGAGGUUCAAUUCCACCUGUUUUAGCAAAUCUCACGAAACUGCGUCUCCUAAUGCUCCAUGACAAUCAAGUCUCCGGUGAAAUACCAAGGCAAAUAGGCGAGAUGGGUAAUCUUGUGAGCCUGAACUUGUCAAACAAUUACUUAGUUGGUCCUAUCCCUUGUGAAAUAGGUCACCUUAAGCAUUUGCUUAAAUUAGAUUUGUCCAGCAAUGACCUUUCCGGACCAGUUUCCUUCAGUCCAGCUAACUCAUCCAUACAAAAUCCUAUGAAUAAUUUUUCAUCUCAGCCUACUGCAAAAGUAAACUUAGAAAACAUAAAUAUGCUAUCAUUAUCCCAUAAUAACUUAAGUGGUCCCAUUCCCAAAGAUAUAGUGAAAUUUUUCGACCUACAACACUUGGACAUAAGCCAAAACAACUUUUCAGGUUCUAUCCCAAGCAAUAUAGGUAACCUGGCCAAACUCACUACCUUGUACCUUUACCAUAACCAACUUUCUGGACGCAUUCCUCGAGAACUAGGUUAUUUAGUGAACUUAGAGGACUUGAGGCUCAACAACAACACACUAUCUGGUUCCGUUCCAAGCAAUUUAUGGAAUUUGACCAAACUCGCUACCUUGCACCUUCACCGUAACCAACUUUCUGGACACAUUCCUCUGGUUUUGGGAUAUUUGGUGCACAUAGAGGACUUGCGGCUCAGCUACAACACACUAACAGGUUCCUUUCCAAGAAAUUUGUGUAAUUUGACCAAACUCAAGAUCUUGUACCUUGGCCAGAACCAACUUUCCGGAAAAAUUCCUUGGGAACUAGGUUAUAUGGUGAAUUUAGAGGACUUUCAGCUCAGUUUGAACAACCUAACAGGUCCUAUCCCAAACAGUUUAGGAAAUUUGACUAAGCUCACCUUCUUAAACCUUAAUUUCAACCAAUUUUCUGGACACAUUCCUCAAGAAAUUGGCGAGUUAAUGAAUCUGGAAAUGUUUGGAGUUUCUUUGAACAAUCUAUCUGGUGCAUUGCCAUCGGGUCUUUGCGCGGGAGGCCGACUACAGUUUCUCACCGCUAAUGGCAACAACUUGGUUGGACCCUUGCCAACAAGCUUGCUAAGUUGCAAAAGCCUAGUCAAACUUCGUCUUGAAGGAAAUCAGCUUCAAGGAGAUAUCUCCGAGAUGGGGCUUCACCCGGAUCUUGUCUAUGUUGAUAUCAGUUCAAACAAAUUAUUUGGUCAAUUAUCUCAUCGCUGGGGUGAGUGUUACAAACUUACAAUGCUACGUGCCUCAAACAACAACAUUACUGGAGUCAUACCACCAAGCAUAGGGCAGUUAUCUCAGUUGGGGAUACUUGAUGUUUCAUCAAAUAAACUUGAAGGGCAGAUUCCACUGGAGAUUGGCAAUUUAACGUUGCUGUUCAACUUGAGCCUGGGUAAUAACCUGCUCCAAGGAAGUAUACCUAAAGAUAUUGGAUCGCUAAAGAAUUUGGAGUACUUAGAUUUAUCAUCAAACAACCUAAGUGGGAUGAUACAAGGGUCAAUUGAACAUUGUCUCAAGCUUCACUUCCUGAAUUUGAGCCAUAAUCACCUCAAUGGCAGCAUACCAAUCGAACUAGGAAUGUUGGUAAACCUACAAGAAUUGUUGGAUCUAAGUGAUAAUUCAUUUGCUAGUGUCAUUCCGAGUCAGCUGGGUGGUUUGAGCAUGCUCGAAGUUUUGAAUCUUUCACACAAUGCAUUGAAAGGUAGCAUCCCACCAUCAUUUCAGCGCAUGCUCAGCCUCCUAUCCAUUGAUGUGUCAUUCAACAAAUUGGAAGGGUCAGUGCCACAGAGUAGAUUGUUUGAAGAAGCUCCAAUCCAAUGGUUCAUGCAGAAUAAGAAAUUGUGUGGUGUAGUGAAAGGUUUGCCCCCUUGUGACCUUAAUCAAAGUGGUGAACAAAAAAAGAAGCCCAGAGCUAUUUUACUAGCUAUAAUACCUGUUGUUGUAUCUUUUCUGUUUAUCAUGGCACUAGUAACUUUGCAAUGUAAAACAAGGAAAUCCAAGGUGGAAAGCGCAAAUGAAUUGCAACAGACAAAUCUGUUUGCCAUCUGGAACUUUCAUGGAGGAGAUAUGUACAGGCAAAUUGUUGACGCCACAGAAAAUUUUAGUGACGCUCACUGCAUUGGAAUUGGAAGUAGUGGGUCAGUAUAUAGAGCUCAGUUACCAACAUGCGAGAUAUUUGCAGUAAAGAAGAUUCAUACAAUAGAAGAUGAUGAGCUAUUUAAUCGUGAAAUAGAUGCCUUGAUGCAUAUUCGGCAUCGCAAUAUUGUGAAGUUAUUUGGCUACUGUUCUGCUACUCAAGGAAGAUUUCUUUUGUAUGAAUACAUGGAACGAGGAAGCUUAGCAGCAUCUUUAAGGACCAAGGAAACUGCAAUAGAGUUGGACUGGACAAGGAGGUUAAAUAUUGUUAAGGAUGUGGCCCAUGCUUUGUCUUACAUGCAUCAUGAUUGCUUUGCGCCGAUAGUCCAUAGAGAUAUAACAAGCAACAACAUUUUGCUUGAUCUGGAAUUUAGAGCAUGCAUCUCUGAUUUUGGUAUUGCCAAAAUAUUAGAUGUGGAUGGGUCAAACUGCACAAGGCUUGCCGGGACAAAAGGAUAUCUUGCACCAGAGCUUGCAUACACAACAAGGGUGACGGAGAAGUGCGACGUAUACAGUUUUGGAGUGCUCGUGCUCGAGUUGUUCAUGGGACAUCAUCCGGGUGACUUUCUUUUGUCCCUCUCGUCCAUGGACAAGAGAAGUACAAUACCCAAGGAUUUGCUGGACACCCGGCUCCCAUUCCCUAAAGCUGAGAUUGCAAAUGAAAUAUUCAAAGUGAUUGCCAUCGCUAUUCGGUGCAUAGAACCUGACCCAUCACACCGUUCGACAAUGCAGGAUGCAAUCAAGGUGUUCUCUCCAGAUGAAGGGCCCGGUAAUCUUGAUUACCUGCACACUGACAUCGUCAUCCUUGCUUGUGGUCUUGAAUGUUCUUAGCACAUUGGUGUUCCUUAUGUUGCACCUUUUGAUCAGAUACUAUAAUUAGUCAUUUCGAUCAUAGAUUAUUUUGGCUUUACCCUAAAAGAUUGUACAGUACGACUAGUAUACUAAGCUGAUCAAUCCUAGUUGGUUGGGUAUUUGCUACUUCUAAA